Coniosporium apollinis CBS 100218 is the source of this 1227-nucleotide messenger RNA. RefSeq lists its product as uncharacterized. The record is from RefSeq and is a predicted model, not a curated record. NCBI's taxonomy places the organism in Eukaryota, Fungi, Ascomycota, Dothideomycetes. The coding region runs from base 1 to 1227 and encodes 408 amino acids. The transcript has a single exon.
AUGCAUUGCGGCACUGGAAAUCACGACUACCCAGAGUGGAAGAUUAGGGGAGGCCCACUUAGCAGAACGCGCCAUUACCCUCCGGGGGCUACAGACUUCAACGAUUUCAUCCAGCUUGACGACUUCGCGGGAUCAGAUGUUGGAUCCACUGUUGUAUUCGAGAUCCAUGACGGAUACUUCUACGCCCUCUCUAACCAGACCACGUUCGAAGCGGAAGAGGUCGACUGGACGUCCUUCUAUCACUGCGUUCGCUUCCCCCUGGACCGCCCAGAAAGUCAGGCGGCUGAAACUAAUAAAGAGAUAUUCCGGCGGCAGCACGCAGAGGGACCUAUCAACGACUCUUGGACUGACUUGAGUCUUCAAGCCGAUGAGCGAACCAACGACUUAAUGAUUGUUGAAGCGCGUCGGGAAUGGCGAGAUGGGGGCAGCGAGCAGCAUCGGACAUUUUACACACGGUCAAUCGAAUUCUCAUCACCCUCUCCGAGGCCCCUCUACCCGGACGACCCACUCGUGUGCACCAUUGACAGUCGCAACCAUCCCAAUUGGAUGCCUUCGGAAGAAAGACGUCCUCGAAACGUGCAUCCAGAAUAUGGAGAGCGUACGGCACCGAGCUAUGGGCUUGCCGGCGAUUCAGCACCGUCCUUCAUGCUCUCGAAGACCAAGCUCCGCGCUUACAACCGCUCGUGCAGUGCAUUUCUGGACCUCGUGGAAGACAACUCGUGUUGUCCAUCCAGCGCUCUUUCGUGCUUGCGUUUGCGCGUAGGCUCCAGAAGAGUCGCGCCUUUGCAGCCCUUGACUGAAUCUGAAGUCAAGAAAGGCAAACAGGCGGUUCGAUCCGAGAACAUGGAACUGAUGGAAAGAUUCGCAGCUGAUCCCGAAGACCGCUUCGUCCACUUGCCAGUAACGAUGUGGCCAUCCAACUUGUCGGCAGCCGCAGAAACGGAGCGACUCCAUCGCAUUCUGAAUGCGCAUGCCUGUUCUGUACAAACGUACACGGGAAAUGCAGAAUUUAUUGGCGUGGUAGAUGAGCGGAGUCUCGUCUACAUGGCUCGUCCUGCUGGGUCGAAAUAUAAGCAGGAGCUCGCACCUAUUGUCUUUGUGAGCUUUGAUCCGGAUUCUGCGCUAUCCUUCGCUCGACGGCACGGAAGUGGGCUUGAAGCGGACUCUAAUAGCGGAAUGGGCUGCAGUUUUGCGUCUGACACUUCGGUAUGGUCACGUGAAUUCUAG